AGGCGAGGGACGCUUUCAGGAGGACGUGGGCAGCUUUUGGUGUCCACCCCGGCUGUGCAGAGAUGGCUGCGGCGGCGCUGCUGGCUGUGGUAGAUAGGAACCAGUUGCGGCGGGUCCCUGUCCUGCUGCUGCAGCCGAGGGAAUGGGCUUGGAAACAGAGAACCAUGAAGUAUGGAACAACCCCAGGAGUUUGGGAACUGAGAAUAGCAUGCUUGUGGAGAGAAGAUCUUGGAGGCAGCACAGAAGAGGCAUUGCCAAGGUCCUCAUUGCAAACAGAGGAGAAAUUGCUUGCAGGGUGAUACGAACAGCCAAAAGAAUGGGCAUACAGUCUGUGGCUGUUUACAGUGAGGCCGACAGGAAUUCCAUGCAUGUAGAUAUGGCAGAUGAAGCAUAUUCCAUCGGCCCUGCUCCAUCUCAGCAGAGCUACCUCGCAAUGGAGAAAAUCAUUCAAGUCGCCAAGAGCUCUGCAGCACAGGCCAUCCAUCCAGGAUAUGGUUUUCUUUCAGAAAACAUGGAAUUUGCUGAACUUUGUAAGCAAGAAGGAAUUAUUUUUAUAGGUCCUCCUUCAUCUGCAAUUAGAGAUAUGGGUAUAAAGAGCACAUCCAAGUCCAUCAUGGCUGCUGCUGGAGUUCCUGUUGUGGAAGGUUACCAUGGAGAGGACCAGUCUGACCAGUGCCUGAAAGAACACGCUGGGAAAAUUGGGUACCCUGUUAUGAUCAAAGCUGUGCGAGGUGGAGGAGGAAAAGGCAUGAGGAUCAUUAGAUCAGAAAAAGAAUUCCAAGAGCAGUUAGAAUCGGCCCGCAGGGAAGCUAAGAAGUCUUUCAAUGAUGAUGCUAUGCUGGUGGAGAAGUUCGUGGACACACCAAGGCAUGUGGAAGUCCAGGUGUUUGGUGAUCACCAUGGCAAUGCAGUGUACUUGUUUGAAAGAGACUGUAGUGUGCAGAGGCGACAUCAGAAGAUAAUUGAGGAGGCCCCAGCGCCUGGUAUUAACCCUGAUGUGAGAAGAAGGCUGGGGGAGGCUGCGGUCCGGGCUGCUCAGGCUGUCAAGUAUGUGGGAGCAGGAACUGUGGAAUUCAUUAUGGACUCCAAGCACAAUUUUUAUUUCAUGGAGAUGAAUACACGACUACAGGUGGAGCAUCCUGUCACUGAGAUGAUCACUGGAACUGACUUGGUGGAAUGGCAGUUCAGGAUUGCAGCAGGAGAGAAGAUUCCCUUGAGCCAGGAAGAAAUCCCUCUGCAGGGCCACGCCUUUGAGGCGAGAAUAUAUGCAGAGGACCCUGACAAUAACUUCAUGCCAGGGGCUGGACCAUUGGUUCACCUCUCUACCCCUCAGGAAGACGUGUCCACAAGGAUUGAAACUGGAGUACGGCAAGGAGAUGAAGUCUCAAUGCAUUAUGACCCCAUGAUCGCAAAGCUCGUUGUAUGGGCCGCAGAUCGCCCAUCAGCCCUGUCGAAACUGAGGUACAGCCUUCAUCAGUACAAUAUUGUUGGCUUGCGCACCAAUGUGGACUUCCUGCUCCGGCUGUCUGGCCACCCAGAGUUCGAGGCUGGGAAUGUGCACACUGACUUCAUUCCUCAGCACCACGAGGAACUGCUGCCCACUCACAGCGUCAUAGCCAAGGAGGCUGUGUGCCAGGCAGCUCUGGGGCUCAUCCUCAAAGAGAAAGAUAUGACCAGUGCUUUCAAACUUCACACACAAGAUCAAUUCUCUCCGUUUUCAUUCAGCAGUGGGAGAAGACUGAAUAUCUCUUACACCAGGAACAUGACUUUGAGAAGAGGUAAAAGUGAUGUUGUCAUAGCUGUGACAUAUAACCAUGAUGGGUCGUAUGACAUGCAGAUUGAAAAUAAGACCUUCCGAGUCCUUGGUGAUCUUUACAGUGAGGGAGGCUGCACCUACUUGAAAUCUUCUGUUGACGGAGUAGCCAGUAAAUCCAAGUUCAUCAUCCUGGACAACACCAUCCACCUGUUUUCCAUGGAAGGCAGCAUUGAAAUUGGCAUUCCAGUACCCAAGUACUUGUCUUCAGUGAGCUCAGAAGGAACCCAGGGAGGUACCAUCGCUCCUAUGACUGGAACCAUUGAAAAGGUGUUUGUGAAAGCUGGAGACAGAGUAAAAACCGGAGACUCUUUGAUGGUUAUGAUCGCCAUGAAGAUGGAGCAUACCAUAAAAGCUCCAAAGGAUGGCAGGAUUAAAAAGGUGCUCUUCAGAGAAGGGGCCCAGGCCAACAGACAUGCACCUUUAGUGGAGUUCGAGGAGGAGUCUGACUAAUGAACUGUGCCCAUCAGAGAAAGCCAGCAGCACAGCAUCCUACCUGCCUGAUACCCCAAGUGCCUCCUGAAUCUCGAGAUCCCAGAAAGAGGAACUUUAUUCAAAUGAUGUGAUGGUACUUAAAAUCCUUCAAUACAUACAAAUUAUCUCAAAGAUUUCAUAGAAAUAAAACUCAGUUGUAUUUUUCUUUUUUUUUCUUUUUGGAAACUGUUUGCCUUAAAUCUUAUAUGUUCACUCUUUGAGGAAUAGGGUAGAGGGCAGCUUGAUGAAAUGAGAAAUUAAAAGGAAAAUGUCGUAUAAAUGAAUGGCUUUCCACUUAUCCCUGAUGACAAUACCGUAACAUUCAUGUCACAAGGCUGAACUCAAGCAAGGGUAACUUAAUUGAGUAGUUUAAGACAUGGGUGCUACUUGCUUCUAGUCCUUGUGUUUGGAAAGUUUCUUUUAGAUUCUUCUGCCUUUAUUGUACUUUCAGGGAGCCCGGGAAGCCCCAGGUGAAUGAAGUCUUGACUAAAUGUGUGCUGUUGACCUGGGCACAGCCAUGUCAACGACCUUAGCUUUAGACCCAAGGAAAAUGGCAAAGGCUCCCCCAUGCCCGAUAUUCCCCUUUGGGGAUGAGGCUAAGAGGAAUUUGAACAAGGCCUUCCACUGUUUCAUGUGCAGGUAUUGAUGGUGUGUGCAAACAUUGUCCAUCAUAGCCUUCUACCCCUGGGAUGUUUACAACCUGCUCUCCUGCAGAGACCACUCCUACCAAGAUUAGCUAAUCUGUGGCCUCCAUCCAGCUGUAUACCAUAAACCCCACCCCUUGUUUACAUGUAUGCCAUAAUCUCACAUGCUUGUUUGAUUCUGUGUAAUAAACACUCUGCACAUCCAA
This is a messenger RNA of Mesocricetus auratus (golden hamster), 3137 nucleotides long. RefSeq names its product methylcrotonyl-CoA carboxylase subunit 1 (gene Mccc1). Gene Ontology annotation, cellular component: mitochondrion. Lineage: Eukaryota; Metazoa; Chordata; Mammalia; Rodentia; Cricetidae. Bases 143 to 2266 code for a protein of 707 amino acids. The transcript is spliced from 20 exons. The record is from RefSeq and is a predicted model, not a curated record. Gene Ontology annotation, molecular function: ATP binding; methylcrotonoyl-CoA carboxylase activity; metal ion binding.